CCCUUUGAUUUGCCAUGCUUGGGAGCGGGGCAAAAUCGGGAGGGUUUAACCGAUCCCAAUGUCCCCUGCAUCCCUCCAUUGGCCUUCUGAGGAGGCUGGGACCCUGAGCGGGGCGGCGACUCGCCGGCGUCUCCCAGCUUGGCAGGAGGAGCGCUGGAGCUGCACUCCGUCAUCAGCACGGUCUAACAUGCUCCAGCUCAUUGUGGAGUUUCCGCUUGAGUGUGGGGUGAGAUGGUCCUGCGCAGGUUGUGCAAUGUUCCAGCAGCUUUACUUGGCCCCGCAGAAUUGAGGCUCUAGCUGGAAUUCACUAGUGCUUUGAGUAAUUCUGUAAAGUACGCCGUGAAAUAAAGCCGCCUGGACAGUGUGGUCUCGGGGAGCCCAGAGCCUGCGGUUUUCUAAGCCCCCAACCAUCCUGUUCCCCGGCCAUUCGAGAGCAUCAUGGCAGAGCAGGUGGCCCUGAGCCGGACCCAGGUUUGCGGGAUCCUUCGGGAAGAGCUGUACCAGGGCAAUGCCUUCCAUCAAUCCGAUACACAUAUCUUCAUCAUCAUGGGUGCAUCGGGCGACCUGGCCAAGAAGAAGAUCUACCCCACCAUCUGGUGGCUGUUCCGGGAUGGCCUUCUGCCCGAAGACACCUUCAUCGUGGGCUAUGCCCGCUCCCGCCUCACGGUGGCCGACAUCCGGAAACAGAGCGAGCCCUUCUUCAAAGCCACACCAGAGGAGAAGCCCAAGCUGGAGGAGUUCUUUGCCCGCAACUCCUAUGUGGCUGGCCAGUAUGACGACACGGCCUCCUACGAGCGCCUCAACAGCCACAUGAAUGCCCUCCACCAGGGGCCACAGACCAACCGCCUCUUUUACCUGGCCUUGCCCCCCACAGUCUACGAGGCGGUCACCAAGAACAUCCACGAGACCUGCAUGAGCCAGACAGGCUGGAACCGUGUCAUUGUGGAGAAGCCCUUCGGGAGGGACCUGCAGAGCUCCGACAGGCUGUCCAACCACAUCUCCUCCUUGUUCCGCGAGGACCAGAUCUACCGCAUCGACCACUACCUGGGCAAGGAGAUGGUCCAGAACCUCAUGGUGCUGAGGUUUGCCAACAGGAUCUUCGGCCCCAUCUGGAACCGGGACAACAUCGCCUGUGUCAUCCUCACUUUCAAGGAGCCCUUCGGCACCGAGGGCCGUGGGGGUUACUUCGAUGAAUUUGGGAUCAUCCGGGACGUGAUGCAGAACCACGUCCUGCAGAUGCUGUGCCUGGUGGCCAUGGAGAAGCCCGCCUCCACCGGCUCGGACGACGUCCGCGACGAGAAGGUCAAGGUAUUAAAAUGUAUCUCAGAGGUGCAAGCAGAUAACGUGGUCCUGGGCCAGUAUGUGGGGAACCCCAGCGGAGAGGGGGAGUCCUCCAAAGGGUACCUGGAUGACCCCACAGUGCCCCGUGGGUCCACCACUGCGACCUUUGCAGCCGUCGUCCUUUAUGUGGAGAACGAAAGGUGGGACGGGGUGCCCUUCAUCCUGCGCUGUGGCAAAGCGCUGAACGAGCGCAAGGCCGAGGUGCGUCUGCAGUUCCGCGACGUGGCCGGCGACAUCUUCCAGCAGCAGUGCAAGCGCAACGAGCUGGUGAUCCGCGUGCAGCCCAACGAGGCCGUGUACACCAAGAUGAUGACCAAGAAGCCCGGCAUGUUCUUCAACCCUGAGGAGUCCGAGCUCGACCUGACGUACGGCAACAGAUACAAGAACGUGAAGCUCCCCGAUGCCUACGAGCGCCUCAUCCUGGACGUCUUCUGCGGGAACCAGAUGCACUUCGUGCGCAGUGACGAGCUCCGGGAAGCCUGGCGGAUCUUUACACCGCUGUUGCACAAGAUUGAGCGUGAGAAGCUCCAGCCUAUCCCUUAUGUUUACGGCAGCUCUACUCACCUGAGCACCAGGGAGACCACAGGAACCAACACUGCAGUCCUGCGCUUGUGGCCUGGGUUCUGGGAGAUGCAGCCAACCAGGAACAAAAAGACAGAAUGAUCAGAUGGUGGUGCAUUUUAUGGAGGGAAGAGGCAGCACAGAAAAUCGCCAGGGGAGGGAGGCUUCGUUACCGGCGAGGUGAAGACCUAGCCCACGGCACGGUGGUUGUCAGGGCUCGGCUUUUCUGUCCCCCAGGCCUGCUUGGGGGCAAUUGCCCAGAACUCUUUGCUCCAACCAUCCAGGCCUCUCCUGGUCCUGCCACUGAGAACCAGCUGGGCUCACUCCUGCAUGGUCCCUCUGGGCUGGGAUGGCAACAGUUGGGGGGCCUGGCGAGGGUGAGGAAGACAGGGGCACACCCUGACAGGCAUAGUGCUGGCUGUGGGGGGUGAGCCAAGGCUCCCACCCCGGAGCAAUACAUAGAUGAGGAAGAAACUCUAAUGGUGGGUUGUUCCUGCCCCAUAAGCUAAGAUACUGUGUCACCCCCGUAUGUACAAGCUGCACCCCUGGGUGCCAUCUGCACUCUCCGCAUCCCCUCCUGUAACCAGGGGAGGUGGAGCCUUCAGAUUAAGGAAGGAGGGAGAUCACCAAGGUCACCUAAAGAGGGAAGGAAGGAGCGUCAUGGGGUUAGAACAGAUCACAGACCCUUCAGUGGUGACUUUCCUUGGUGGGAUCUGGACCUCAGGAUCCCUCCUAGCCCAGGUCCAUGCAGAGCAGCCAAGAAGACUCCAUGUGGACAGGAUUGGAGGCCAUGCUUCAGCCAGCGGGCUGUGGCCUUGGUCCUUGCUAGUUCCUGUGGCCUCCUGGAGAGGGAGCAGUGGCAAGGGCCUCCCCGGGAGAUAGUGGGGGCCAGCCUAGGAACUCACAGGCUCCUCUGUAACCCUUUGGCUCCCACGUAGCUGCAGAGGGUCUUGCCCUUGACUGGUGCAGUCACAUGCCUGGGAUGGGCAGAUGAGCUGGGGUGACACAAAAGGGAUGGUGGCCAGGAAUGGGGCAAAAUGGGUUCCUGAAGAUGUGGCCGCACCUUCCCCCACUUACCACCAGAGGGUUCUGUCCUGCCUACUCUUAAGUUCCCAGCCACUCAGGCCCACCAUCCUGGAAUACAGACCUGAGGGUAACUUCAAACCCUUGGGGGGGUCAAGAGAAGCCAAAUAAAUGAAGAUGGGGGAGUCCUUCCUGACCCUGGCA
This is a messenger RNA of Ailuropoda melanoleuca (giant panda), 3129 nucleotides long. It is a transcript of the gene G6PD, whose product is annotated as glucose-6-phosphate dehydrogenase. The record is from RefSeq and is a predicted model, not a curated record. Gene Ontology annotation, cellular component: cytosol. The transcript has 13 exons. Bases 439 to 2004 code for a protein of 521 amino acids. Lineage: Eukaryota; Metazoa; Chordata; Mammalia; Carnivora; Ursidae. Gene Ontology annotation, molecular function: glucose-6-phosphate dehydrogenase activity; NADP binding. Gene Ontology annotation, biological process: pentose-phosphate shunt, oxidative branch; glucose metabolic process.